Helianthus annuus (common sunflower) is the source of this 760-nucleotide messenger RNA. RefSeq names its product caffeic acid 3-O-methyltransferase-like. Gene Ontology annotation, biological process: methylation. Gene Ontology annotation, molecular function: O-methyltransferase activity; S-adenosylmethionine-dependent methyltransferase activity. Bases 111 to 680 code for a protein of 189 amino acids. NCBI's taxonomy places the organism in Eukaryota, Viridiplantae, Streptophyta, Magnoliopsida, Asterales, Asteraceae. The transcript is spliced from 3 exons. The record is from RefSeq and is a predicted model, not a curated record.
UAAAAGAUGCAAUUAUUGAGGGAGGGGUCCCAUUUGACAAGGCUCAUGGGGUGAAUGCAUUUGAGUAUGGUGCUAAAGACAAUAGAUUCAAUGAGGUCUUCAACAAGUGCAUGCAUGACAGAACAAAAAUAGUGAUGAAGAUGAUUCUUGAAAAGUACAAGGGAUUUGAAGGAGUCAAAGAACUAAUUGAUGUAGGUGGUGGUUUAGGUGUUAACCUUGAGCUUAUUGUUUCCAAGUACCCUAAUAUUAAGGGGAUUAACUUUGACCUACCCCAUGUUAUUAAGGAUGCACCUCCUUACCCAGGUGUGGAGCAUGUCGGAGGAGAUAUGUUCCAAAGUGUUCCUAAAGGAGAUGUAAUUUUCAUGAAGAGCAUACUUCAUGACUGGGGUGAUGGUUAUUGCCUCAAGUGUCUAAAGAAUUGUUGGGCCGCAUUACCAGAGGGCGGUAAGGUGGUGGUGGUGGAGGCGAUAAUUCCUGACCCUGAAAGUGAUCCUAGGUAUAGUGAUGAAGUUUAUAAGACCGCCAUCGAAAGUGAUAUGAUAAUGUUGAUUGCCAACCCUGGAGGCAAAGAGCGAACCGCAAAAGAAUACAUCGUCUUAGCCAAAGAGGCUGGAUUUAGUUCUGUGGAAAUUAUUUGCGGGGUCUCUACUUUUUGGAUCAUGGAAUUCUACAAGAAUUAAUGUUUAACUUAUAUGUUACAUGUAAUGGCCGCGUCUCGAGGAUUUGAUGUUAAGUUUUUGUAUUUAAUUUCGCUUUAUCU